This is a messenger RNA of Bursaphelenchus okinawaensis, 772 nucleotides long. The record is from the annotation of a GenBank genome assembly. NCBI's taxonomy places the organism in Eukaryota, Metazoa, Nematoda, Chromadorea, Rhabditida, Aphelenchoididae.
AUGUUAUUGUUUAACAAUACGUUUCUACUUGUGUGGGUGACGUAUUUUACAGGUUAGUUUUUUUGUUAACGUAAAUGUUUCCAUUAUCAUUUAAUCUAUUAAGCUUAUUCUAAACCGCGAUUGGCCGAAAUGACAAGCGGCUUUUUAUAUAAGCCUACUAAUGGUUUAUAUCACUUUAAUCAGCAAAAAUUUAUGGCAUUUGAAAAGGAAAUAAGCUGCUGAAAAUUUAAAAAUAGGUUACGGUAUGCUAAAAUGUGGUAGAGUGGGUCUGAAGUUCCAGUAAAAUAAGCUGAAAGCUCUGAUGAAUAGGGUAGGGUAGAGUAGGGUAGGGUAGAGUAAGGCCCGAUACGGUACGGUACGAUAAGGCAGAGACCGGUACGGUAGGCACAGUACCGUAGAAUACUUACUCCUCCAUUAUUAAUUUCGUAUUUUACAUAAAAAAUGUUUCAGUGAACAGCAAAGACGUGAUUUGUCGGGACGGUGUUGACCGACCAGUCGAUUCGUGUCCCGAAGGUGAGCAGUGCUUCUUUCCAGCCGGUUUGAACGCAACGACCGGUCGAUUUUUCGGCAUUUGUGUGGCUAAUAGUGAGUUUCAAAUUUUUAUUUUUUGGGCUUAGUAUGGGUCAAUAAGUGCGUAGAACAAAGUUUUAAAACUUUAAAAUAAAAAAUUUUAAAAAAUUUAAAAAAAUAAAAAAAAUUUUGAAAUAUCUCAAAAAUUUUGAAAAACAAACUAAAUUUAGAUCAGACAAAGCCGGACGCUUCGAAUCGAUGA